AUGCCGGUCAAGCAGAUAGCCACGGAGUUCGGCCACUCGCUGCCGCCCGAGGCGCCGCACAACAUCACCUUCCACAUCCCCGGCUGGGACACAGCCAAGGCCCUCCGCCGCGGCGACCCGGACCUGCUCAGCAGGCUAGCCUCCAUCUACCCGCGCUUCGGGCCGUGGUGUGAGGUGCGGCAGCUCGCCACCCUCCUGCACCCCCUCCUCUCCCUGCCCCCCACCCACUCCCUCCUCCUGUACACCCACCCCUCCAUCUUCGCCGCGACAGCCCGCUACGCCACCUCCCCGCACCGCGCGCCCGAGCACCGCAUCCCGCCCGCCGCGCUGCUCUUCCGCGUGCUCGACAUCCCGCUCACCCUGCCCCUCCCGUCCGAACCCGCCGGCGACGACGCAGCUCACCACGGCGGCGCCCCCGUGCGCCUGUACGCGGUCGCCUACCCGACCGACCGCGCGCCCGGCGCCGUCGGCGUGUGGUCGAACCUCGGCGUCGGGAUCAGUAGCCGGCUGGCGGCGGCGCUGGUGCCCGCGGUGGAGAGGGGGGAUGUGAGGGUGGUGGAGUGGGAGGGGGACGGGGAGGCGGUGCGGGGGUUGGAGGUCGGCGUGGGGGAGGAGGAGGGUGAGGGCAAGGGCAAGGGCACGGUGCCCGGGACGGGUCACCUUCCUCUGGGGGAGGCGCAUGGGGCGUUGAGGAGGCGGAUUGCGGGGUUGGUUGGCACGCGGGGAGGGCAGGUGCGCGAGGGGGAUGUGUUUCUGUAUCCCACGGGCAUGGCGGCGGUGUAUAGGCUGCACCAGGCGCUGGUGGAGGUGCGGCGGGGCGGGACGGUGGUGGUGCUCGGGUCGGUGUUCCAUAACAGCUGGCAUCUGUUUAAGGAGGGGGUGGGUGGGAUGAAGCAUUUUGGGCGGUGCGAUGCGGAGAGCGGCGUCAUGGAGGCCUUGGUCGAGUGGUUGGCGGGCGAGAGGGCCGCCGGGAGGAAGGUGGGCUAUGUGUUUGCCGAGUUCCCGAGUAAUCCGAUCCUCGUGAGCGUGGAUCUGAGGAGGCUGAGGGAGGUGGCCGACAAGCACGAUGUCCCCGUUGUGAUCGACGAGACGAUCGGCUCCUUCUGCAACAUCGACGUAUCCGCCGUCGCCGACGUGAUCAUCACCUCCAUCACCAAGUCUUUCAGCGGCUACGCCAAUGUAAUGGGCGGCUCCGUCGUGCUCCCGCCUUCCUCGCGACAUUACAAUGCCAUCAAAUCGACCCUGGCGGCCCAGUUCCGCAACGAGUACUUCCACGCGGACGCGGCCCGGCUGCUGGCCAACUCGGCCGACUACCUCGCGCGGUCCGCCAUCCUCAACCGCAACGCCUUGGCGCUGGCCACCUUCCUCCACAAGCACUCGCAGCUCCCCACCUCGCCCAUCACCGCCGUGCUCUACCCGCCCUUCACCAACACGCACAGCAACUACCUCGCCAUGAUGCGCCGCGGCUACGGCUGCCUACUAGCAAUCGAAUUCCGCACGCUGGCGCUGGCCCGCGCCUUCUACAACAGCCUAUCCGUGUACCAGGGCCCGCACCUGGGGGCGCACCACACGCUGGCGUUCCCGUUCAACGACGCGAUCUGGGGCGCCGACGCGGAGGCGGCGGCGUACCUGGCGACGUACGGGGCACGGGCGGAGCAGGUGCGGGUCAGCGUCGGGCUGGAGGACGAGGCCGAGCUGCUGGAGACGUUCGAGGCGGCGCUGGCGGUUGCGGGGCGGGCGAUGGGGGAAGACGGGAACGAGAAGGAAGGGAGGGAGGGGUGA
Thermothielavioides terrestris NRRL 8126 is the source of this 1782-nucleotide messenger RNA. RefSeq lists its product as uncharacterized. Bases 1 to 1782 code for a protein of 593 amino acids. Gene Ontology annotation, molecular function: cystathionine gamma-synthase activity; pyridoxal phosphate binding. Gene Ontology annotation, biological process: transsulfuration. The record is from RefSeq and is a predicted model, not a curated record. NCBI's taxonomy places the organism in Eukaryota, Fungi, Ascomycota, Sordariomycetes, Sordariales, Chaetomiaceae. The transcript has 5 exons.